AGAAAGGAUACACACAGUGUUUAUAGUAAGCAUUUAGUACUUGCCCUUAGUUUAUAUAGUGUACUUACCUAAGGGCUAUUGUUAGUUAACUCAAGGUAAUUCUUUGGUACAGAUGACUCUUAGAUCAUGACACUACAGGGCAUUUAUCUAGUAGACAGGUACCACUGAGGAGAAGCAUUUUGAGGAACCACUCUGCUUUUGAGAACCCUGUAUUUCUGUAUUCAGAUGGGUAACCAUUUGAGACCUGUAGUCUGUUGAAUAUCUUCUCAUUGGAGCUGUUUUCUAUCCUAGAGCACACUGAAAUGUAUGAUCGAGUUAUUUCUACAAUAUUCCUUGUCCAUUGUGGAUCUCUGCUCCAUGCUCUAAGCAGAACCAAUCCCUCCUCAACCAAAUGGGAAACCCAAGAGAAUGAUGCUUUCUUCACCUACACUAAGGAAGAUGCUGGUACACUGUAUAUUUCUCCUGGUACUAAUCAAAGCCACUGAAUCUGUCACCACAUGUAACAAUAAAUAUAAGUGCCCCAAAGAUUACCAGGAAGUCUACACAGAUCCCAGUCUAACUGAGAUACCCAAGUCUGUAAAACCAAAAACAACCGAGAUUUUCUUUGUGGAAACUGGAAUCUCUGUAAUCAGGAAGGAUGCCUUUCAAUACAUGCCUAAUUUGGAGAAGUUAUUUUUUAUUGGCAAUAAGAUCAAAUCAAUUGAAAUUGGGGCCUUUGAUAACUUGCACAACCUCAAGGAACUGGAGAUAUCUGGCCAUGAGGAACUGAAGGAUCUGGUGCCGGGAAUCUUCCGGAAUCUCGACAAGCUUAAAAAACUUGUCCUUAAAACCAAUAAGAUAAAAAAUGUGGGAAAUGGAAUAUUUGAUGAUCUGGAGAAUUUAGAAGAACUUUUCUUGAAUAGUAAUGAUAUUUCUUUGCUUCCAGAACAUGUGUUUGAUUCACUUAUUAAUGUUACAGUAUUGCAUCUUGCCAAAAACAAAUUGAGUGUGAUAUCCAAAGAUGCAUUCAGCAGACUUCCCAAACUAAAAACCCUGCGUUUGUAUGAGAAUCAGCUUACUGAUCUCCCAGAAAGUAUGCUAGACAACAAUCCUGCCCUGACCGAAUUCAAUGUGGCUAAAAACAAAAUACAGUUGUGGCCCCAAAGACUUCUUUCCAAAUCACUCGACCUGGAGAAACUCUUCUUGGAUGGAAAUGAAAUUGAAGAAUUGCCCAGCAGUCCAUUCUCUGGUCUAAAGGGAAUUAAGCAGCUAAAACUAUCUGAGAAUAAACUUCACACACUUCCAGAUCAGCUGACAGAUCAUAUGCCCCUCCUCUCUGAGCUUGAUUUGAACAAUAAUGCAAUCAAAUCAAUUCCACAUGGGGCAUUUAAAAACCUGAAAUCUUUAAACAAGCUGAUUCUUUCUUCCAAUAGAAUUGACUCGCUCAAUAAGGAAAUGUUUUCUGGGAUUCAUCAACUAAAAGAGCUGAAUUUAGAAAAGAAUGACCUCAGGUCUCUGCAAGAUGAUACUUUCUCCUUGAUACAGAAUUUAAGGAUUCUGAGACUUGGUGGCAACCAGUUUAGAAAUUUGCCUGUGGACUUUCUGCACCCCUUGUCUUCGCUCUCUGCUCUUUAUUUAAAAGAUAACCCAUGGGUGUGUGACUGCCAUCUACAGAAUCUUCAUAACUGGAUACAAAAUAAUAAAGGCAAAGCUAAAGAAACAAAUAAAGUUAAAUGUGCUAGCCCGAGUCAUCUCAGUGGAACAGAGAUCGCAUCUUUAACCACAGACAAAUUAAUUUGUUUCACAACCCCCAGUAUCACAGUAAAGCCAUCUACUGUCUGUAUCACAAGCCCUCCCACAGUGACAACACCCUCCCACACAACACGUUUUGAAGCCACAACUAUGAAGAUGACCACUAUUUUGCCCACAAUACUCCCACUCAUUACAACCAAAGCAGUCACUACUCAGAUCACAUCCACUAUGAUGGCAAUGAGCACAAAGCAAACGACUAUAUGGAUUACAACUCCCCAAGAAACCACAUCUAUUUCAACAACCUUCCUUCCAUCUCUCACCAGUGAAGCAACAAGUCAGCUAAUGACAACUAUUGCAACAACAACGCAAGCUACAACUAGACUACUAACAACCCAACCGAUCAAGGAAUCCACAACUUUUAAGGCCACAGCACAACAAAUUACAACUGGUGUACCAACUACAACAAAUACCCCAACACAACAAAUCACCACUGGUAUACCCACUACAACAAAUACCCCAACACAACAAAUUACAACUGGUAUACCAACUACAAAAAAUACCCCAACACAACAAAUUACAACUGGUAUACCCACUACAACAUAUACCCCAACACAACAAAUUACAACUGGUAUACCCACUACAACAUAUACCCCAACACAACAAAUUACAACUGAUAUACCCACUACAACAUAUACCCCAACACAACAAAUUACAACUGGUAUACCCACUACAACAUAUACCCCAACACAACAAAUUACAACUGAUAUACCCACUACAACAAAUACCCCAACACAAAAAAUUACAACUCUUAUACCCAUUACAACAAAUACCCCAACACAACAAAUUACAACUCUUAUACCCACAACAACACAAACCACAACAAAACAAAUGACAACUUUUAUAGCAACAACCAUUACCACACCUCAAGAAAUUACAGUUCAUAUACCUACAACACAAACCACAGCACCUUUAAUUAUAACUACACCUAAACUGAUAGCAACAACAAGUGACCCACAGCUGCUGGUAGCAGAUUCAAUAAGCUCCAGCACCUCCAUACUGACCCCUUCUCCUUCAGAUCCAACAAUUAGUUCUACAGUCCUGAUUACUACCCCUACAGUCCUGCUCCUCCUGACUUCCUCAGAGCCCUCCAUACCUCAAACUACAUCUGCCAUAAGUAUGGCACAAUCCUUAGUGGAAAUAUCAAGCCCCUCCAUUUCCAAAGUAACUUCACACAGAGAAGAAGGAAACACCACAGACUCACUGUUAAUUCUAACCCAGUCUCAGGUCGGAGGCAACCUUUAUGGAACAAAGAUGCAUCCCUGCCGUGUACUUUUUGUCUCAUAUUUAGCUCUGAUGUGUAUAGAAAUCUGCUCAACUGUCAUUUUACUGAUAUUUACAUACAAGCUCCACAAAUCCUUAAAGUCUGUGAAAAUGCCAACACGUCCUGUGAGGCUUGUGUAUAUGUACAUGAAAAAAGAUAAAACCUAGGUAAAAUGUGUGUGUAUAGUAUAUAUCUAUUGCAUACACUUUAUUUGGUUACUACUGCUAUUUCUCUGCUUUACAGCAAAGCCAGAAUGUCCCUCCAGACACGGACAGUGAUGCCAACAUAUCAGGGCAACUACCAGUAAUAACACGUCCUUAAAUCCUCAGCCAGUCAGCUUUCAGCUUCUUAAUAAUGGGUAUCGUCCUAGCCAAUCACUACAGAUAUCACUCACUAGUUGAAAGUGAUGUUUUUUUCCCCAAAACAAACAUCCAAAGAACUAGGCACCACAACCCAUUAGGACCUGGCCUAGAGUUAUUAGUGCAUAUUGCUACUCUGAGCCACUCAGCUCAUACAGAAUAAAAAUUAAAAACUGACAGUUUUACUACCUAACAACUUACUGACAUUCCGUGUUUUAGCCUUCUUUUCAGGGGACCAAAAUUAAGUAUGGUUUAGCAUUCAUUAUGCAUUUUUACUAGAAUUACUCUUGCCUAUUAUAGUAGGGUAUUUUGCUUGAUUAAAGGGGGAAAACCUGUCUAAAAACGCACUGGGACCCAACAUUCGGUUCCAAUCCAUAGCUUAACAUUCCCUCCUUUAGAAUCAGGGAACCUAUACAUCUAGUGCAUUUUUUGUACUAUAGAUCACAGUUAUUUCUGUAACUGAUAAUAUGGCAAACAGCAUGAAUUAUAAAAUAUCUAACUUUGUAUAUGGGUUCCAUGACCAUAAAAAGGAACAGUGGUUAAGACUUUUCAGCAUAUUCAUUUAUUUGCUUUUCUUCACAUCUGUUGUCCAAUUUAUACAAAUGGAACCACUAUAAAACUGAAACGCAACAAAUCUUUUGAAUUGGGAUCAAACGAGACACUUGAACGUGUUUUCACUCCAAAGAACAAGGCUCUCACAGGAAAGCGGAAAGGUUUCUCUGUGUGCUGGCACUGACACAUAAUAAUUGCAAAAACAGACCCUUCUUGUGCUUGUGGUUUUUAGGCAAAUCUAAUCUAUGCAUUAUAAACAGGAACUCUGCCCAUUACAGGAAAGUUGGUUCUACUUGUGGUUUUCAAGUAAAACUGAAGGAAAGAGCUCCUGCACCUGUUUAUAAAGUCAGUGCCUUUAAAGGAACAGUGAAAGGUCCCUUUUAUUUUUUAAGACAAUUCAAGUAUCAAUAAAUGGAACAUACUAUUAAAGUUCCAUAACAAAAGUUAAACUCGCAUUGAAACUAUUUCUUGGUAAAUCCCUUCUGUGGGUGUUUACUAAGGAAAACUGCUCAACUUUAUUUCAAAACAUAGACCACAAACCACAGAAUUUUCUUAACUAAAAACAAUAGGCAAAAAGUAUGUUCAGCACAAGCCCUAUUCAUUGAGCUUAUGUUGAACAAGGGCAUAUACUUUAAGUACGAACCACUGAACAAAAUAUAAUUGCAAAUGUUCAGACCCAGUGUAGCAGUGAUCUCCAAAUACAUGAGUGGUUACACAGCAGUGACCGCCUUUAAUUUAAAACACAUUCUGGAAGGUGGAGUGUAGCAUCACCAGGGCCGGAACUAAGGGUAGGCAGAAGAGGCAGCUGCCUAGGGCUCAAUGAUUGGGGGGUGCCAAGCAGGAACCUCUCCUGCCUACCCCUAGUCCGCACUACCUUGUCAAUGACCCCCCUUGCGAUUGACGGAACUGCGCAUGCGCCUAAACACAGGAGGGGGGGGAAGAUGCAGGGGCGAGGUGGCCGACCGGGUUGCCUAGGGCUUGGCCUGCCCCUGAGCAUCUCCCUGAACAUCAGCUAGAAAGACAAACAGGCAGAUAGAUAGACAGACAGAGUAAACUGCACUGACAAAGAGAAAGAGCAAGGAAACCCAAGCUUGGUGCAGAGAUAAAACAAAUAUUAAAAUAAGUGUUGAAAGACAAAAUAGAAAACAAACAAACCAUCAGGCACUUAAAACUGGACCACAACAUAUUAAUAAAGUGAACGUUUUAUUUAGGGAAUCAUCAUCCCGAAUCUAAGAGGAAUAAUCCUUUUGCAUUUCAUGCCUGAUUGGGGCAGUUAAUCAUAAGCUCAGAUAUACUGGAAGGUCAAUAUAUCAGUAGAGUUCUUUUAAACAAAUCAUUUUUGUUUUGUAAUUAUUAUUUUAGUAAUAAUAAAACAGUACCUUGUAAGUGAUCAUAACAAAGCUCCAUAAAUCUAUAUCGGUGGCAAAACAAUCCUGUUGCUUUUCUUUUUUUUUUUUUAAAUGUACUUUUGUAGAUUUAAAGGUGAUCCAGAUUACAAAAAGGUCCUUUAUCUGCGGGCAUAUUAUUGAUUAGUACAGGGGAUGUCCUAGCAUGAACAUAGCACUAUUGCAAAUAUUUCAUGUGUGACUGAAAGAUUAUAACAAUAUUUAUAAUACAGUAUAAUGACACUGCAAAAGCUUUUUUUUAGCACAUUACAUAUUAUUUUGACAGUAUUUGUAAUUAGUAUGAUGUCAUUUUUUAUCCAUAUAUCUGUGUUUUAAGAAUGUAAUAUAUAUUUUUUAAACAUUUAAUAACAAUAAUUGAA
Molecule: messenger RNA, 5728 nt
Organism: Xenopus tropicalis (tropical clawed frog)
Lineage: Eukaryota; Metazoa; Chordata; Amphibia; Anura; Pipidae
Gene: lrrc15.2
Product: leucine-rich repeat-containing protein 15 gene 2
Exons: 2
Coding region: 409-3219 (936 amino acids)
Biological process (GO): nervous system development
Cellular component (GO): extracellular region
Source: RefSeq, a predicted model, not a curated record